Capronia epimyces CBS 606.96 is the source of this 1839-nucleotide messenger RNA. Its product is annotated as cyclohexanone monooxygenase. Gene Ontology annotation, molecular function: N,N-dimethylaniline monooxygenase activity; flavin adenine dinucleotide binding; NADP binding. The coding region runs from base 1 to 1839 and encodes 612 amino acids. NCBI's taxonomy places the organism in Eukaryota, Fungi, Ascomycota, Eurotiomycetes, Chaetothyriales, Herpotrichiellaceae. The transcript is spliced from 4 exons. The record is from RefSeq and is a predicted model, not a curated record.
AUGUCGAACUCGAACCUCGAGGACGUAGGCCAUGCCAACGGCUUGACGGUCAAUGGGGUUGAUAGCAAGCCGACCUUGAACGGUGGACACCAACACCAACAGCCCAAACAAUCACAAUCACAUUGGCGCAUGGGUCAGCCUAUUCACACCGCACGGGAUAUGCGUGUUAUCUGCAUUGGGGCCGGAGCCUCAGGCCUGUGUCUGGCAUACAAAUUGCAAAGAUCAUUUGAGAAGUUCUCGUUGACCGUGUACGAGAAGAAUUCCGAGUGUUCAGGGACGUGGCACGAGAACACUUAUCCAGGCUGUGCUUGUGAUGUCCCGGCUCACAACUACACCUACUCGUGGGAGCCCAAGUACGACUGGUCGGCAGUGUAUGCGAAAGCGCCCGAGAUCAACCAGUACUUCAAUGACUUUGCAAAGAAAAACCGGCUCGAGGAAUACAUCAAGCUCCAGCAUCAGGUGGUCGGGGCCCACUGGAACGACAGCAGAGGGGAAUGGGACGUCCAGGUCACGGACUUGAGGUCGGGGAACGUCUUCGACGCCAGAUGCGACAUUCUGGUCAACGCGGCGGGCAUCUUAAAUGCCUGGCGGUGGCCGGCCAUUCCAGGCUUGCACAACUUCCAGGGGAAACUGGUGCAUAGCGCCAACUGGGACCAUUCUGUCGAACUGGAAGGGAAGCGUGUGGGCUUGAUCGGCAAUGGAUCAUCUGGCAUUCAAAUCCUACCCGCAAUCCAGCCGAUGGUGCAGAAGCUGGUUCAUUUCGUGAGGCAACCAACCUGGGUUUCCCCUGUCCAAGGACUCGAGCAACACAUCUACACGGAGGAGGAGUUGCAAUCAUUCCGGAACGAUCCCAAUCUUCUCCUGGAGUUGCGCAAGACCAACGAAACGAACCUCGACACCAUGACCCACAUUUUCAACCGAUACGGGGAGGCACAGCGGGAAGUCCGCGACCUGAUGACCAGACAGAUGAAGGAGAAAAUCAACCAUCCAGACCUCGACAAGCUUCUGAUCCCGGCUUGGAGCGUGGGCUGCCGCCGACUGACGCCGGGCGUGAACUACUUGGAGACUCUGACCAAGGAGAACGUCGAGGUGCAUUUUGGCGAAAUCUCUCGCAUGACCGAGAAAGGAGCCGUUCUCGACAACGGAGUGGAGCAUGAUCUCGAUGUGCUGGUCUGCGCCACGGGCUUUGAUACUUCUUUCAGGCCCCGAUUCCCAACUGUGGGGCUGGACGGCAUCGAUCUGCGAGAUCUCUGGAAAGAUGAAGCCAAAGGCUACUUGUCCUUGGCCGCGCCGAAGAUGCCCAACUACUUUAUGUUUCUUGGGCCAGCCUCACCUAUCGGCAACGGGCCGGUGAUCUCUGCCAUUGAAGCACAAGUGGACCACGCUCUGAUGAUGUGUGACCGUUGGCAGACGGAAAACAUCCACUCGUUUGUGCCCAAAGACGAAGCGGUCGCAGACUUCAACGACAUGAUUGACGAGUACAUGGCCGACAAGGUGUGGGAUGAAGAUUGUCGGUCAUGGUACAAGAACGGGAGCAAGAGUAACCGGGUGUCGGCGCUCUGGCCGGGGAGUUCUCUGCACUGUCUGGAGUUUCUGUCUCAUCUCCGAUCCGACGAUUGGCACAUCCGCUACGAGGGCAACCGGUUUGCUUGGUCGGGCAACGGGGCGAGCCAGACGGAAAUGGAUCCGACGGCAGACUGGGCAUGGUACAUCCGGAACGAGGACGACUCGCCCUUCAUCAGCAAGGGAAAGCAGAGGAAGGUUCUGACCAAAAGCGGCAGUAAGAGUACGAAGAAAGCGGGUGAUGCCAUGGCCAUGAACAACUUGGUGGGAGAGUAG